Molecule: messenger RNA, 2058 nt
Organism: Paramormyrops kingsleyae
Lineage: Eukaryota; Metazoa; Chordata; Actinopteri; Osteoglossiformes; Mormyridae
Gene: cmpk1
Product: cytidylate kinase
Biological process (GO): pyrimidine nucleotide biosynthetic process; 'de novo' pyrimidine nucleobase biosynthetic process
Molecular function (GO): ATP binding
Source: RefSeq, a predicted model, not a curated record
GGAUGUUGGAACUGUCGCAUUUCCUCGUUGACACGCAGUAACCUGGUUUAUGGUCUUCCUUCCGACUAUUUCAGGAUAGUCCUUCGGGGCCGGCUUUCAUUUGUCGCGUCGCGCCUUUCUGCUGGAUGCUUUACGUUUGCUGGCGUCUUGUGUCGGGUGUCGGCAGCGAUGAAACCGCAGGUGGUGUUCGUGUUGGGGGGUCCCGGAGCAGGGAAGGGCACCCAGUGUGCCAAAAUCGUUCAGAAUUUCAAUUACAUCCACCUGUCGGCCGGGGACCUUCUGCGGGAGGAGAGGAGCCGUGAGGGUUCAGAGGUUGGCCAGCUGAUUGAUAGCUAUAUCAAGGACGGCAAGAUCGUCCCUGUGGAGAUCACCAUCAAACUACUGAAGCAGGCCAUGGAAAAGAUCAUGCAGCAAGACCAAGAGAAGUACAACUUCCUGAUUGAUGGCUUUCCCCGUAAUAAGGAUAACCUGCAGGGCUGGGAGAAGGACAUGGAGGGCAAGGCUGAUGUCAGAUUCAUUCUGUUCUUUGACUGCAGCAAUGAGGUGUGUGUCAACAGGUGUUUGGAGCGCGGGAAGAACAGCGGGCGCACAGAUGACAACAGGGAGAGUCUGGAAAAACGGAUCCAGACCUAUCUGACGUCUACACGGCCAAUCAUUAACCAGUACUCGAAGCAGGGGAAGGUGCGAACGGUGGACGCUUCUCGCAGCGUGGAGGAGGUGUUUGCAGACGUGAAGAGGAUCCUCGAAACGGAGGGGUAGAUGCUCUCACCAUCCUAUUGCCCCGCACGCACAUCAACUCGCAUCCCUCUGUGGGAUGUGUGGGGCACGUGAUGUUGUGAUGCGUGUGUAUGAGCGUGUGUGUGUCCGCGUGUGUGUCCGCGUGUGUGUCCGCGUGUGUGUCCGCGUGUGUGUCCGCGUGUGUGUCCGCGUGUGGUGCAUGCAUAUACACCAUGCUCUUCCUCUGCUAUGGGAACAACAUUGUCCUGCCUGCGGACCUAUAUCAAAAAACCAGAUUCCCUUUAGAGUUUAAACAUUGUAGACUUUGUCGUAGAUCAGCCUGGUAUUUCUGAGACCGAGGGCUUCGGUAAUAACAGUGUCAGAGGCAGCUUAUAGAGAAUAGCAGAGUGUGUGUGUGUGUGUGUGUGUGUGUGCGUGUGCGUGUGUGUGUGUGCGCGUGUGCGUGUGUGUGUGUGGAUCACAUUAAAACUGGCAGCAUAUCAACAUUCUGCUUGACUGGCAAUAUAACGAAGAACCAAAUAUAAAACUAAGGGGCUUGAUUGUGCCCGUCCUGCCCGCCUCCAGCUCCUGACAAACUCCACUUUGACACAUAUGGCUCUCUGAUGAGCGUGGAGCAGAGCGGAGUGCCAGCGUGUCAUCAGGAGAAGGUUAGGGCCGUUUGCACACGGCUCUUUUGGCACUUUUGUAUUUAGAGCUGCUGUUGGACGCCAUUCCAGCCGUGGGUACCACCGUGCCCAGUUUUGGUGUGUGCCCGUCCACACCACACCUCCCACUGCACUGAACUGACCCCAAAUAGUGCUUUUUUUUUAAAAAAAAAAAAAACAUUGUGUGUGUCUCUGUCAAAGCCAUGAAAGAAAAAACAUUUGAGGAUGAAAAAGGACCAGUUUGUUAAACUUGAAUGUUUAUAUUUUUAAAUGAGGAAGAACUUAAAAGAAAUAUUACCUGAAUGUGUAAAAUAUACCUUUUCCCUUCUGCCUUGUGUGAUUUCUUAGCAGGUGUGUAUAUAUACAGUAUGUGUUGUGUUUAUACAUGAUAACUUUGUAGUUGUUUCAUUUGGGUAAUUUGGAUAUGUUACCUGGCUUCUAAAGACUAAAUCAACAGUUCUAUAAAAUAUAAUUAACCAGCCUGAGUACUGACUCAAGACAUGAUAAGCAAAAUGACAGUGUGCACUACGAAGUCUGAUACAUGAAUCGGACCAGUUAGAGCCACAUUUUCAAUUGAGUCUACCAAGGAUUUCUUUUCACUUGGUUAAUAUUAUAACAGGUGAAAUAUAUAUACUGCAGACACAUUUUCUGUAUAAUAAUAAUGUGGUAAUGCACA